Astrephomene gubernaculifera is the source of this 646-nucleotide messenger RNA. The record is from the annotation of a GenBank genome assembly. NCBI's taxonomy places the organism in Eukaryota, Viridiplantae, Chlorophyta, Chlorophyceae, Chlamydomonadales, Astrephomenaceae.
GUCUGUAGCCAGCAGGAAUUACGCAGCGAGGCAUAAUGUACAAAGCUACAUGCGUUUUGGGAGCUCAAAAGGGCGUCGUGAACCUUCUUAUUCCUCCAAAACGCUGCACCGUCGCGGGCGCAUUGCUUAAGAAUGAAACGACUCGGAGGGGGACGAUUUCGCGGGCCUGCAACCGUCGUCGCGAGCUGUUGCCGAGCGGAGCCAUCCCUGCUGGCCUCUCCGCUGCUGCAGCUGUUGCUAUUCACUUAGCAGUCUCCAACCUAGCCUGGGCGGAGGAACCCGCAGAUGCGCUUUCUGUUCUGCAGGUCGCGGACCCGCCCACACAAGAACUCGCAGCGGUGCCCCCAUCCGCCUCCCAGACCCAGCAGCCCGCGGAGGAGCCCAUUCUGACCGCUCCUGACCUCGCCCUCGCCCCUGACGUCACCCUCGCCGCCUCUCUCGCCUCGGAGCCAGCAGCUGCUCCCUCGGAGCUAGCUGCAGCUGCUGUGGAGAGUCCGGUGGUUCACAUGGACAUCCCCACACUGCCCGUCAUCAGCUCCGAAACCGACAUCCAGACCCUGGUUGCCGCACUGGUGCGCAACGAGCGCUUCACCUCGGCACUGCUCAACAACGAGGCCUUCCUGGACCGCCUGGCAGGGGAGGAGCG